Messenger RNA from Chara braunii, 2636 nucleotides. Lineage: Eukaryota; Viridiplantae; Streptophyta; Charophyceae; Charales; Characeae. The record is from the annotation of a GenBank genome assembly.
GGCCUGCAGACAUUCGUUUGAGCUUGCCCGGCCGAGAGGGCGGCGAAGUCAUGAGAUCACCACCCGGGACGAAGCUUAGCUUUCAUGCGCUACCCGUAGGGAAAUUGAAAAUCGAGAUCAGGAGUCAUCACACCGACGCAUUAGUAGAUGGGGGAGCAGAAAUCACUCUUAUAAGGAGAGAUUUCGCAACGAUCACGGGAUGUACGGUGAACAAGGAAGUAACAGGGAGCAUCCGAGGAGCUGGCGGGGAAAUUCCGUUCGCUGGGUACGUCACGAAGUGUGCUGUGAAGGCAGGGGUCAGGGAAUCGAUCUGGUCGUUUCAGUGGAUGACUGUAAUGGAGGAAAUGGACCACGACAUAAUCCUCGGAAGACCGUGGUGCGCGAACGUAGAGAUGAUAGGCAGGCACUUGCACGAUGGCUCGUACAUGGUAGACAUAGAGGACCCUGUGACUGGCCGGGGAGAGGUCCUUCGACUCCUUGGAACGGGAGGAGACCCCCUGAAGGGGAAAUUGGCAACAUGGUCGCCGUCGUUCGAGGAUAGCACACGGAAAGGGGCUUUCGCAAUGAGAGAAAGGGUAGAAAUCAUGAUUGAGGAAGCAUUCAACAAAAAGGAGUGGAUCAAGAUGGGCCUGCCCCAGAAGAAGAGGAGGCAGGAGGACGAAGUUCUAGGUGUUAUGGUAGCGGAAAAGGAGUCAGAGGUCGAACUUGGUGCUAGCCUGCCCAAACGGAAAGAAGUACGCAUAGACGUGCUGGAAAUCACACUCGAGAUCCCCGAUCUAUUGCAACUCAUCAAGGCCCUCAAAUACCACAAGGUGAGAGUGGAUUCGACAGCCUUGGCCAAGUACGAAAGGGAGGUGCAAAAGGGGUAUUGCCUGAAUGGGAAACUAGUUAGUAUUCAACCACGAGUCGUAGAGGCGACGAGGGCAAUCCCGACUGUUCAUUUUUUAGGAGAAAGAUCCCGGAAGGAAGUGUUCGAAAGUACAAGACGGAAGCCUGAUCCGGCAAAAACCGACAAGAUAUCACAAUGGCCGACACCGUUGCGCACGACAACGGAGGUAAGGGCAUUCCUAGGCGUAGUCGGCUUUUGGAGGAUCUUCAUUAAGAACCUUGCCAAAAUUGCUGAGCCUAUCCGGGCUAUGAUCAGGGAAGAAGGAACCAUGGAUUGGACGGAGGAGCGAGAAGGAGUUGUCCAAAGGCUGAAGGACGUAUUGACAUCUGAGACAGUCACCCUGUCCGCGCCUUGUUUUAAUGACGAAGUGAGACGACCCUUCAUCCUAGAGACGGAUGGAGGACCUUUGGUCGUAGGAGGUGUGUUGAUUCAAAGGGAUGAGGGAGGAAAAGAGAGGCCGAUUAGGUUCGAAAGUAAAACCCUGAACUCCGUAGAACGGCGGUACUCGCAAUUCAAGAAAGAAGUCCUAGCCAUCCUGCGUUGCCUUAAGACCUUCCAGGCCUACCUAUUUGGGAGGCGGUUCAUCUUAAGGAUCGAUCCGACGAAUGUCGCAAAGACUCUAAAGAAUUACAGUUCUAUAGAUCCGACGGCAGGGAGAUGGGUAGGAUUCAUCUGGCAGUUCGAUUACAAGAUUGAACGGAUUGCUGGAAUCCGCAACAAGGCAAAUGGGCUGAGUCGGGUUUGCAUAACUCCCAAAGGGAUGGAGGAUGCAGAGCCCAUAGACGCCUUCCUCGAAUACGAAGGAGAGACUCUCGUGGUGGAUAACGAAAUGAUGAGCGAGGGAUGCACAUCGGGAGGACUAUUGAUCCAGACUUUGGAGAAGGGGGCACCCACCGUAGUAACAGAGCUGACAGAAAGACCAGUCACCACUCGAGGACACAGAGAAGAAAAUGACUCAUGGAGAGCGAUAGUAGGACCGAAAGAGGAGCUAAUAGCAAUGGCGGUCGAAGGAGGCCGGGAAGCAGUGGUGAGUUUAGUGGAAUCUUGGGAAAGGAAAGAGUUGCGAUGGGUGGUAAAUCAGAUGCAGGAAGGAAAGGAUGGGGGCAAGGAAGGAGAGGAGUUUUUCUAUGUCCAAUCCUACGAAGGGCUCUUUCGGGAGAUCGAUUUGUUGUUGGUAGGAAACAAACAACCUACAGAAGUAAGUAUUAAGGCAAAAGAAGAGGCCGAAAGGUAUAUCCUGGAUGCGCGAGACAACUUGAGUGGGUUCGUGGAGGCAGUCGCCCUCAAGAAAAAGACAGGGAAGAGUGUGGCGGACUGGAUAGAAGACUUAUACUUAAGGGAUCCGUUCGUCAGGAGGUUUAUAGCAGACAAUGAGACGGAAUUUGUGAACUAAGAAGUAUUGGGGAUGCUUAAGGGACUCUGCGUUCCGAUCAAACUCAUCGAGCCAUAUCACCCUGAGGCCAAUGCAUCUGUGGAAAGGGGGCACCGAACCUUGAAGAACACGAUUGCAAAGCUCGCAGCAGACCAUCUGGGGAACUGGCCUAGGUGUCUUAAGCAGACUGUCUUUGCGGAGAAUAUGACUCCUAAAAGGACAACAGGAUGUAUCCCGACAGAGCUUUGGUACGGAAAAGAGAUCGAAUUUCCUGUGGAAGCCUUGGUACCUGCCUGGAAUAGGUUAGAUGAUGAUCCGCAAAUAACCACUGACGAAUUAAUCGAGGCAAAAUGUCAACAAAUCCUUAAGAAUGAG